Messenger RNA from Periconia digitata, 1713 nucleotides. The record is from the annotation of a GenBank genome assembly. Lineage: Eukaryota; Fungi; Ascomycota; Dothideomycetes; Pleosporales; Periconiaceae.
UCUGGGACGAUCAUCUUUCACCUCACAUCUCAAUUCUUCGCGUCUCAUCACCUCUCACCCCUUUUCCCCAGCCUACCCGCAAGUAUGGCGAAGUCAAAAUUCGACAUGGGCGCCAUAUGGGCCGAUAUCAAAGCAUACCGCCGCGUCUAUCUUCUCACAGUCGUCGCAUCCUUUGGUGGCAUGCUCUUCGGAUGGGACACCGGAUUGAUCGGCGGCGUGCUCACCAUGGAUGCGUUCCGGCACUCGUUCAACCUCGACAAGGACAGCGAUAAUUUCAGCAACUUACAAGGCAACAUCGUGUCCGUAUUACAAGCUGGAUGUUUUUUCGGUGCCCUUUCAUCCUUUUACAUCAGCGACAAGUUUGGUCGCAAGAUGGCGCUGAUUAUUGCCGAUGUGAUUUUCAUCUUGGGCAGUUUGGUGCAGACGCUGUGUGCGAUUAACACGACGAGUUUGGCGCAGUUGUAUGUGGGGAGGGUUAUUGGUGGGUUUGGAGUCGGGUUGGUUUCUGCGGUUGUGCCGACGUAUAUCGGAGAGAAUGCCAAUAAGGAGAUUCGAGGGCGGUGCAUUGGAUGUAUGCAAUUGUUCAAUGUGACGGGUAUCUGCUUGUCCUUCUUCGUCAACUACGGAAUCAACAUCCAGAUAAAGACGUUGAGCGCAGCCAAAUGGCGCAUCCCGUUCGCGCUGCAGAUGCUUCCCGGUGUCCUUCUCCUGGUGGGAAUAGUGUUCAUGAACGAGAGCCCGCGGUGGUUGGUCGAGAAGAAUCGCUACCGAGAGGCAGGGAAGGCACUGGCUACAGUCCGUGGGAAAGCAAUUGACGAUGAAACUGUGGUUCAAGAGCUGGACGACAUCAUUGCCGACUUCCAGGGUCAUCAGAAGCUGACGCUCGGUGCCCAGCUCAAAGCGGCAUGCUCCAGCAAGCGCAUGUUUUACCAAACUUCUUUUGCUGUUAUCCUCAUGUUCUGGCAGCAGUGGACAGGUACUAAUUCAAUCAACUAUUAUGCCCCACAGAUCUUCGGAUCGAUCGGUUUGAAGGGAACUUCGGCGGGUCUCUUCGCCACCGGAAUCUACGGGAUUGUCAAGAUUGUUGUUACAGCCAUUGGCCUGAUGGCUUUUACGGAGCAGCUGGGACGCAAAUGGUCUCUCCUGAUUGGUUCAGCAGGUCAAGCGUUUGCCAUGUUCUAUAUUGGUGUGAACCAGGCCGUCAAUCCAGUGAAGGAGGGCGACGCGCUCAAUGGCAAUAGCAUAUUCGCCAUCAUCUGCGUCUACCUCUUCGUCGUCUUCUACUCAUUUGGGUGGGGUCCUACGCCAUUCAUUCUCUCUUCGGAAUGUUCCCCCAACCAUGUGCGUUCCCUUGUCAUGGCAGCAGCUUUGAUGACCCAAUGGUUGUUCAACUUCAUCAUAGCGAAGCUAACGCCCAUCAUGCUUGCGGAUAUCACGUACGGGACGUUCCUAUUAUUUGGAGCGUGCUGUGUGGCAAUGGGAAUCUACGUGGUUGUGUGUUGCCCGGAAACCAAGGGGGUUCCAUUGGAGUCUAUGCACCACCUUUUUGAAGGCAACAUCAUCGCAGGUUGCAUCCGAGACACGAUCCCUCGGUAUUCGCGGGCCAAGCAGCUGCAAUCCAGGCACGCUACCGACGACAUUGACUCUGAUGGUAAGCCAGGCACAGGACAGAAAGGUGCUGGUGCUGCUGUGGAUCACAUAGAACAGGCGUAG